This is a messenger RNA of Frankliniella occidentalis (western flower thrips), 3289 nucleotides long. RefSeq names its product pinin (gene Pnn). The transcript is spliced from 5 exons. The record is from RefSeq and is a predicted model, not a curated record. Lineage: Eukaryota; Metazoa; Arthropoda; Insecta; Thysanoptera; Thripidae. Bases 116 to 1804 code for a protein of 562 amino acids. Gene Ontology annotation, cellular component: catalytic step 2 spliceosome.
AGAGUCCAACCUCUUACUUGUACACUCAUCUUCGGUAUGUGUGUGUGUGUAUGUGUGGUGAACUCUAUGGAUGGACGGUAUUGUUUAACAAAAAUUGUAAAAAAUCGUUUUCGAAAUGGCCACAGAGGUAAUGAAAACUUUUAGUGCCCUACAAGAAGAGCUGCAGAAGGCUAAAGAAGGGCUAAGAAAUGUAGACAGUAAUAUUAAACGCAUCAUUGGAAGGGACCCGGAAGCCCAGCCUCCAGGACAGGGGCCACCAAGGCCUGGCCAAAAGAGACCUGCAAAUCAAAAUGAAGAGUUUUAUGGCCGAGGUAGAGGAUCUUUCCAAAUGGGUGGAGGAAGGGGAAGAGGAGGGCCUCCUGGAAGACAACAGGAUGACGAAGGGCCACCAGGGUUACGCGGUCGGCUUGGAGGUAGAACUGGGACAGUGUUUAGCAGGCUGUCAGGACCUCCCAUGAAAUAUAUAAAGAAAGAGAAAGAUGAUGACGAAUACUCAGGGCCGCCCUUGAAGUUCUAUAAAAGAGAGGAGGAAGAUGAUGAUGUAGAGGAUGAGGAUGUGCAAUUUACCAAACCUGCUAUUAGCUCUAGAGUCAUACCUCAAACUCGAGAACUUCCGUCGAAAGAAGAUAUUCUGGCAGCUCAGGGGGAUGAGCGCAGCAAGGCAAGAAAUCGAAGAAUGUUUGGAGCUCUUCUGGGAACACUUCAGAGGUUUAGACAAGAAGAAACUAGAAUGAGAGACAAAGAAGAUAAAAGAGCAACUGUUGAAAAGAAAUUAGAAGAGCAAGCAAAACAAGAAAAAGAAGAAAUGAAGAAGGAACGUCAAGAACUAUUCCAUGACAGACGUCGUAAACAGCAAGAAAUACGCCGCAUUGAAUUUAAAAUUCAGCGAGUUAAGGAACAAGAUCAAUGGGAAGCUCAGCACAGACCAUUAUUAAACUUUAUUCAAACUAAAGCAAAACCAUCUUUAUUUUAUCUACCAAAAAUUCAAAAUACGAAGACUGAAGAAAGACUUGUUGCCAGUCAGAAACUCAUUGCUAAAAUGAUGGAAAAGAAGCGAGCAACUGUUCAGGAAGAAUUGGAACGCUUUGAGGGUAAUGCACAGAUUAAGACUGAAAACUCUACUGAACAUCAAUUUGAAGAUAAGGAUGAAGAUAUGGAAGCAGAAAAUGGCCCUUCAGAAAAUAUUCCUGGAUUAGAAGAUAUACCUGUAGACAGUCCAGUUGAAAACAAAGAAAAUAGGCUGCGAUCAAUAAAUGUCAAAGUUGAAAAAGAUAAAGAUGCUAAGGUGAUUGAGGUAGAAGCAGAUGGAAACAAAACUGAUGGUGAGCACUCAUCUGAUCUCCAUAGGCAAGCUCCAGGUAUGGUAAAUCGUUGGUACCAACGGGAUUCACGUGAACAUAGAGAUCAGCGCGACCAUCGUGAUCGCUCCAGAGAUCGUCAACGGCGUGAAUUCCAGCAUGAUAAGGAACGUAGCAAAGAUAAGGAAAUGGAUCGUGAUAGAGGCAGGGAGCGGGAAAGGGAGAGAGAGAGGGGCCGGGGAAGGGAAAGAGAGAGGGUGAGAGAGAGGGAAAGGAGAAAUGACAGGGAAGAUAAAGUGGAGGUGAAGAAAGAAGAUGAUGAGAAAUGGGAUAGAAAGAGAGACAGGCGUAAUAGUAGUGAUACAAAUGCGUUGGAUGAUGAUGAUGAAACGUUUGAAGAGAAGAAAGAUUCCCCUGCCAAUGAUGCGCCUGAGCUCAGUUCUAUAUCUCUUCCUGGUGAGCAAUCAUCUCCUCUGCACCAUUCACAAGAUGAGCAAGAUGACUGAGCUUACGAAAGCUUACAAAUUUGAAGCUUUGGAAUGUCAAGAGUUUUUAGUAAUUUUAACUUUGAUUGCAAUUGUCUUUCCUCGUAAUAUGAAAGAUUGCAUUCUUUUCUCAAUCUAUGUUUGUAUAAUUAUUUGUGCAUGGCUAAUGUUUGUCCAUCACUGUGUUAUCCAGAGAUCAUGUGUAUUGGAAAUGGCAGAGAAGUUGACAAAUAACCACUCUCUGUUCAGACAUCAUAGGUUUCUCAAAAGAGCUUGGUGGUUAAAAUUAUAAUUUGCCUCAUGUAUCAUAGUUUUGUUUGAGUGGUUCAAUCUCCUUACGAUUGUGAUGUUUUCCUUGUCAUCCAUGUUUUGCAUGUUUUCCAAGCUCUACAGUAUUUUGAAACAAACACAAUUUUCAUAUUUCCUGCUGUUUUUACUUUUUUUUUGGACAACCCUUACAGUGUGGACAAUAUCUUUGUCCAAUGAACAACACUCUUACUGUUUUGAUAUGGACUGAAUAGGCAAGUUGUGUCUACUCAUUAAGGAAAAUCUGUCUUAGUCUAUGCUGCCCUGGUCUUUUAUGAUUCAAUUGUAAGUGACCCUAUUUUGCCUAUUUUGUUUGGUCAAGUUUGGUUAUAUUUCUGAAUAAGUUACUGCCAUAUCAUCUGGACAAAACAUUUAAAACAUUUUUCUAAUCCAUUUACCAUGAAUGAAAUCAAACAACAUGCAUGAUAAAUACGGUAUUUCAACUUGGUUUCUUAUAAGUUUUUUUUUUUUUUUAAAUCGGACAAUUAUAAGUGAAAAUUGACAUUCAGCCAUAUUUUCAGUUGUGCUAUGUUUUACAUGUGCACAUACGUCAGAUGUUCUAUUGGUCUUAAUUAUUUAGUUUAUGAAGGGAAAGAAAAGAUAUUUGUAAAGUUAUCAUAAUCAUCUUUGUCUAUGUCAAUCUAUUAUAAAUUAUGUGAUUAAUCCCUUGCAAUUUUCAUUAUUUGCCUCGUAUUUUGAGAUCAAUGUGAGCCCUCAAACCAGUUAGUGAUACCUGUGUUCUACGCAUUUCAUUGAAAGAGGAAAUUCUGUUCUGUCCAUAGAUUAAAAAAAUAUCAAGAGGUAAAUCUACACAUUUCAAGUAGGAAUUUUAAUUUGGCUUACAUUAACUUUGUAUGAGUUCCAGGUUUGUUUAGUUACAUAAAUUUCUUCUGUAUUGUUACCAUUUUAUUUCUCCUAAGUAGAUGUAAAUUAAUAUUUGUCUAGCUCUUAAGGUGUAUCAGUUUUCGUUUUCAACGAUAGGUGAAUUAACUGCAAUGGUUGCAAUUAAUCUAGUGUUGUCAAUACACUUCAUUUACAUUACAAACAGGGAGAUAAUGAUUGUUAUUGCGACCACUUGUAAAUGUAUCUGCAAUCAAAAGUCUCUGUCCUUGUGUUCUUUUUUCUAUCUGUAAGGCAUGAAGUCAAUUAUUGCCUUUCGUUUUGUAUACAAUACUGCAAUAUAUGCUGAUAUAUAUUAAA